AGUGUCAUCCCUCGUGCUCGCUCUGUACCGGACCAUCUGCAGAAAACUGCACCUCCUGCUCCUUGUCCUCGUCCACUCUGCAGGACAGUACAUGUGUGUCCUCCUGCCCACAGACCUUCUUCAUCCAGGACAGUCAGUGCCAAGCGUGUCAUCCGUCCUGCCUGACCUGCUCCGGCCCCUCCCAGGCCGACUGCACCUCCUGCCCCCUGCUGGCCUCCCUGCAGAACGGCUACUGCAGGACCAGCUGCCAAGAAGGCCAUUUCCUCAGCGCUGACGCCGGAGAGUGCCUCAAGUGCAGCUCAGACUGUCAGCGUUGCACCGCAGACCUCCACACCGGCGUCGGCAGCGUCUGUCUGUGGUGUGCGACGGCGAGGACGUGGUUGCUCGGCGACCACUGCGUGGCUCAGUGUCCACGUGGACACUUCUCCUGGCACGGAGCCUGCAUCAGAUGCCAUCUGUCAUGUGAUUCCUGCAGUGGGGCGGGGCCUCUCGCCUGCACUUCCUGCCACACCAACAGUGUUCUGUUACCAUCAGGCCUGUGUGCUCCCAGAUGUCUGACUGGUUACUAUGACGAUGGUCACAGGGUCUGUCAGGCAUGUGACCCUCAGUGUCUGACGUGUGACACAGCUGGAGUUUGUACGUCGUGUCGAGACCCGACCAAAGUUCUGCUGUUUGGAGAGUGUCAGUACGACAGCUGUGCUCAUCAGUAUUACCUCAACACCACCACCAGAACCUGCAGAGAGUGUGACUGGAGCUGUAACGCCUGCAGAGGUCCUCUGCGGACAGACUGUCUUCAGUGCAUGGAGGGACACGUGCUGCAGGACGGUGUGUGUUCACAGAGCUGCUCGCCCGGGUCAUAUCAGGACGGAGACCAGUGCCUCGGCUGUGACGAUGACUGUGUGGCGUGCAGAGGUCCAGGACAGUGUGAGCAGUGUCAGUCUCUGUACAGCCUCCUGCAGGGUCACUGUGUGCUGGACUGUGGCAGAAACUUCUUCCUGGACGUUUCCUCUCACGUCUGCAAGCCCUGCUCCUCUGACUGUGCGCUGUGUGACGACAUUGGACGCUGCAGAGCUUGUCGUGACCAAACGUACCUCAUCGAAGGAUACUGCACCCCCGACUGUGGACACGGUUACUAUGCCAACCAGAAGACCAGGACCUGCCUCGAAAACACCCGCCCCCCUGCCCUUCAUGUCAACGGUUCCCUGCUGGUUCCACUGGGCGGUUCUGCUGCUCUGUCCCCAUCUCUGCUGCAGGUGAAGGAUCCCGACAGUCCCACCGAGCAGCUCGUCUUCCACGUCAUCCAGAGUCCAAACAACGGACAGUUGGUUCUGUCCAGGAAGGAGGAGGGAGAAGAGUGGGGGGGCCAGGAACUGAGCGGAGGCAGCAGCUUCACCUGGACACAGCUGAACACUGGACGUGUCCACUUCAGACAUCAAAGAGACAAAGCCAGGUCUGGAGAGUUCAGCGUGCGCGGCGCUGACCCUCAGCUCUUCUCGCAGACAGAAAGCGUGCAGGUUCAGGUCGUGUCGCUGCAGCCUCCAACAGUCUCGACUCUCGCUCCUUUAACCGUGGACGGCCGCGGCGCCGCGGCGACCAUCACCAAGUCGGUGCUUCACGUGGACGAUGCCGACAACCCAGCCGACGUCCUGAUCAUGGUCCUCGAGCCUCCGCGCCAUGGCCGCCUGUCCCGUCUUCACGGCGACCGAGCGCUCGGCCGGUUCAAGCUGGAGGAGCUGUCGCAGGAGCAGAUCCGGUACGUUCACGACGGCUCGCAGGAGACGCACGACCGGACGACGCUGCAGGUCAACGACGGUUACAGCUACAGGAACGUCCUCCUCCACAUCCACGUCACUCACAAGGCUGCUGAGUCUCCUCUGGGCCGCUCUGUGCCCGUCACCUGGGUCAAAGAAGGCGGAACGGUGAAGCUGGAUAAAAAACACCUGCAGGCUGAUUUCAGAGGCGUGGCCACUGACGACAUCGUCUACACCAUCCUGACGUCAGACGCAGAACCUAAGUUUGGUGACGUGGUGCUGCUGUCCAUGCCGGCCGACGGUCCUCCUGAAGGCUGGCCCUCGACGCCAACGACGGCCCGUCGGUAA
Molecule: messenger RNA, 2099 nt
Organism: Solea senegalensis (Senegalese sole)
Lineage: Eukaryota; Metazoa; Chordata; Actinopteri; Pleuronectiformes; Soleidae
Product: extracellular matrix organizing protein FRAS1-like
Exons: 14
Source: RefSeq, a predicted model, not a curated record